AUGGCAAAAAAGAUUUUAUUGGUUCUCUAUGAUGGGAAGCAUCAUGCAAAGGAACAACCAUUAAUGCUUGGGUGCGUCGAAAACGAAUUGGGAAUUCGUAAAUUUGUGGAGGAGAACGGAUACGAGUUGGUGACUACUUCCGAUAAAGAAGGAACCGAGUCUGUUGUUGCAAAGAACUUACACGAUGUAGAGAUCAUCAUUUCUACUCCCUUCUUCCCUGUCUAUGUGACAAAAGAAAGAAUGGAACAGGCUCCAAACUUAAAGCUUUGUAUCACUGCUGGUGUUGGAUCUGAUCACAUUGACUUGAACGAGGCCAACAAGCGCAAGAUUGGAGUGUUAGAAGUGACAGGGUCCAACGUUGUCUCAGUAGCUGAAUGUGUUCUCGAAACCAUGUUGGUUUUAGUCCGGAACUUUGUCCCUGCCCAUGAGAUUGCUAUGAAAGGUGAAUGGGAUAUUGCACAAGCUGCUAAAAUGGAGUUCGAUUUGGAAGAUAAGGUCAUUGCGACUGUUGGAGCUGGUCGUAUUGGAUACAGAGUUUUGGAGAGAUUGGUUGCUUUCAACCCCAAAAAACUUUACUACUACGACUACCAAGAUCUUGCAAAGGAGCAAGUGGACAAUUUGAACAAAGUGUCUGAAAUACUUAACAAGAGAGGCGACAUUGUCGAGAGAGUCACAAGCUUGGAGGACAUGGUAAGUAAAUCAGACAUUGUGACCAUCAAUUGUCCGUUACAUGAAAGCACCAAGGGUUUGUUCAACAAGAAGUUGAUUUCUCAUAUGAAAGAUGGAUCUUAUUUGGUCAAUACCGCUAGAGGAGCCAUUGUAGUCGCUCAAGAUGUUUCUGAUGCCUUGGCCUCGGGUAAACUUGCAGGUUACGGUGGUGAUGUCUGGUUCCCUCAACCUCCACCAAGUGACCAUCCUUUUAUUACCAUGAGGAACAAGUUUGGAGGUGGUAAUGCCAUGACUCAGCAUAUCAGUGGUACUUCUUUGGAUGCCCAAAAGAGAUACUGUAACGGAGUUAAGAGUAUUUUGGAAUCGUAUUUCUCCGGGAAGAACGAUUACCGUCCUCAAGAUGUGAUUGUCAUUGAUGGGCACUAUGCUACAAGGGCCUAUGGUCAAAACAAGUAG
Molecule: messenger RNA, 1125 nt
Organism: Lizanozyma spartinae
Lineage: Eukaryota; Fungi; Ascomycota; Pichiomycetes; Serinales; Debaryomycetaceae
Product: formate dehydrogenase (NAD+)
Exons: 1
Coding region: 1-1125 (374 amino acids)
Cellular component (GO): cytosol
Molecular function (GO): NAD binding; oxidoreductase activity, acting on the CH-OH group of donors, NAD or NADP as acceptor; formate dehydrogenase (NAD+) activity
Source: RefSeq, a predicted model, not a curated record